GAGUUGUGCUUGUUCUUGAGGAAAUAUUAAAAUUCCAUGUUAAUGGUUUUUCGGGAAGUGUGUAGAAUAUAAUUAUUAUUUCUUUUCGUGUAUUGUGUGGAUUAUUAGUUAGUUGAAUUUGAUUAACAACUUUGAACUACUGAACUUGACUGAACGUUUGACUACCAAAGCUUUUGGACAUUCAAUCAUGAGUAACUACGAAGACGAUCAAAGUGAAGAUGGAGAAUUAGCACGUAGCCCCGUUCAAGAUGAAAUGGAUUUUAGUUUGUCUGAUGAAGAUCGAGAUAAUCCAGAUGCUUUAGUUAUAAAACCACCCCAAGCUGUUAUUCGAUCACACAGGGACAAAAGAAACCAUAAACAUUCAGCCAAAGAAAGAUAUAAGGAAAGUGCCAGAAAAGAAAAGAAACUUUAUAGGGACCGUGAUAAGUCAGACAAGAUAAAGCGAGAAGUAAGUAACAAUAUGGAUCGUGAAGACAUACCUAAAGACUACUAUAGAGAUAAACAAUAUUAUAGGGAAAAAGACCUUUAUAGAGAAAAGGAUAUAAGAGAAAAAGAUAUGUAUCGAGAAAGAGAAAUGAGAGAAAAGGAUGGUUAUAGAGAGAAAGAAGUUUAUAGGGAAAAAGAUCCAUAUAGGGAAAGGGACCACUAUAGAGAAAGGGAUGUUUAUAGAGAGACAGCUUACCGAGAUGUUGGAAGACAAAGAGAAGUUUACAGAAGUAAGGAAUUAUAUAAAGAUAAAGAUGUACAAAGAGAACGUGAGAUGUAUAUUCAUAGAGAUAGGCAAUACAAGUACACUGAGGCUGAAAGAAAACAUCUUGAAACUGAUAAAAUUGAAACAAGACUCAGGAUGGUGGCAGAUGAGAGCAGAGGCUCUCAUAAUCAUGAAAAAGAAAAUAGGGAUAAAACAUCAGGUGAUAAAGAAUUGGAGGAUUUAAGAAGUAGAUUAUUAAGUAAAAGAAUGACAAAAGAACUUCAAACGCAGGAUUCUAAAAAAUACCCUGAAUAUGAAAAAGAUUUUAAAUCUGCUUCUAGACAGUCCUAUGAUAAAUUACAUUUGGAAAGAAAAAAUAGAUUACUUGAAGCAGAAAGGGAAAUGGUAAAAAGGAAACAUGAGUCUCGAAGUGAAUUAGAGGCUCGUCGCGAGGAUCGCCGACGUCGCGGCAAGAAACGUUCAGUGACACCAGAAGAGGGUGGCAGUAAAAAGAAUAAAACAUCGCAUUCCCCCAACUAUGGUGACUCGGUUGUAGAGGUCUCGGAUGCUAGUGAUGUUGAGAUGAAGACUGAUUCACAUUCUGAGCCUGAAGAAGGUGAGCAUUCAAACAGUGACACGGAAGACGACAGCUCAUCAACAGAAUCGGAGUCGGCUAAAUCGGAGGAAGAUGUAGAAGAAAAAAGUGUAAAUGAGAAUCCCAAACCUAAGGCGCAGUCUAAAUCACCUUCACCAAAAUCAAUUCAUGCCAGCCCAUCCUCUCAUGAAAGUCGAAGGUCUCUCUCUAGAUCAAAAAGCAGAAGUAGAUCACACUCGUUUUCACCACCUCCACCAGAUGAAAAUGGAAAAACUCCCAUUGAGGAGGUAAAGCCCACUGAGGACGAUGAAAGUGCUAGACUUAAAGAGGAAGCUAUUAAUUCAUUACCUCCGUACUUCCCUGCAUUACAGGGAUGUCGAUCAGUUGAAGAAUUUCAAUGUCUAAAUAGAAUAGAGGAAGGGACGUACGGGGUCGUUUACAGAGCUAGAGACAAAACCACAGAAGAAAUUGUCGCUCUUAAACGGCUCAAAAUGGAAAAGGAGAAGGAGGGAUUUCCCAUAACAUCGCUGAGGGAAAUCAACACUUUACUGAAGGGCCAGCAUCCGAAUAUCGUCACGGUAAGGGAAAUCGUAGUGGGUUCUAAUAUGGAUAAAAUUUUCAUCGUUAUGGAUUAUGUCGAGCAUGAUUUAAAGAGUCUUAUGGAAACUAUGAGGAAUAAGAAACAAGUGUUUUUACCAGGUGAAGUGAAAUGUCUAAUGACGCAAUUGUUGAGAGCGGUACACCACUUACAUGAUAAUUGGAUUUUACACAGAGACCUCAAGACUAGCAACCUGUUAUUGUCACAUAAAGGAAUUUUAAAGGUCGGCGAUUUUGGGUUAGCGAGAGAGUAUGGGUCCCCUCUACGUCAAUAUACGCCUAUCGUGGUCACGCUUUGGUAUCGAGCUCCGGAAUUGUUGCUUUGUUGCAAAGAGUACUCCACUCCUAUUGACAUGUGGAGUGUUGGGUGCAUAUUCGCCGAAUUCAUUACAAUGAACCCUCUGUUCCCUGGCAAAUCUGAAGUCGAUCAAUUGAACAGGAUAUUUAAGGAUAUGGGAACCCCAUCAGAAUUGUUAUGGCCGGGAUACAAAGAGCUACCGGCUGUUCAGAAGAUGACAUUUGCAGAGCACCCUCCGGGAGGUCUCAAACAGCGGGUUGGAGCUGAUCUGCUGUCUGAAGCGGGCCUUGCCCUCUUGCAAGGGUUCCUCACGUACAAUCCUUUAAGGCGUGUCACCGCUGAUGCAGCACUUGAGCACGCGUACUUUAAGGAGAAUCCAGUGGCGAUCGACCCGGCAAUGUUUCCGACGUGGCCAGCCAAGUCCGAAGGCAACCGUCGGACCACCCACAGUCCGAAGCCCCCGGCAGGUGGCGCCGCUUACGCUCACUACGCGAGGGCGGACUCCGACGAAGCCCUGGGAUUCCAGCUUCAGGCCCGAUCGCUUAACGUCGCUCCGGGUUUCUCGCUCAAAUUUUAAACGCAAGGUUCAUAUUCCAGAACUCCGAACAUUGUCUAUGAUAUUUGUGUCAGUUACAAGAUCUAGAACAUAAUUUCAAAAAUUGUCUCUGUGACUGUGAGAAUGUAAAUAUGGGCCUCGGUGAGACAGGAACAGCUAAUUCAGCAUCAACUCAAUUUUAAUCACUGUUUAGGGCUUAGACAAGUUAAAUUUAACUGGUCUAUCUUUUUAAACGGUUUCCUUUUAGUUUCGGGUUAGUUUUUAAUACAUAGUUUAUGUAUCAGAAACGGUAAGUGCAAAUGUAAGUUUAUUACAUAUGCAUCCAAACGGGAGUUUGAUAUACAUUGGUUAUUGAGUUAUAACGCAAAGACCACGCAAAGGACAGCACUGUCACAUAUUCCUGUCUCACUGUUCGUGUUAAGUAAAGUUAAAAUGAAAAUGUAAAAAAAUGUACAAAAAAUUAUAAAAGCAUUUCUAAAAUAUAAAAAUAAUACUAACUGAUUUCAAAUCCGAUGUGUUCAUUUAUCAUUUGAUAAUUACGAAGACUGUCACGCAUACGUUCAUUUCAGUUUUGCAAUUUUCAUAUACAUUGCGUAAUUAAAUUGUAAAAAAAUAUUUUUGUGUAAUAAUAAUAGUUAAUUGUCAAAUACACAAUCGAAUGAACAGUUAACCGACUCUAUUUUAAAAUAGCUGUUAUAUUUGACUCUGUGAAUUUACCUCGUAACAUUCUUUUAGAUAAAGUGUAUCUGCGAUAAUAACCGAAUUUUCUAUCAAGCUGUAAUGGAACUAUUAAAAUUGAUACAAAUGUAAAUACCUCUUACGAUUAACGAUAAUUAGUUCGUAGGUUAGACUUAGUAAAUAUGUGGUAUAAUAUACCUUAUGUUUUGACA
Molecule: messenger RNA, 3627 nt
Organism: Pieris brassicae (large cabbage white)
Lineage: Eukaryota; Metazoa; Arthropoda; Insecta; Lepidoptera; Pieridae
Gene: Pitslre
Product: cyclin-dependent kinase 11B
Exons: 12
Coding region: 188-2758 (856 amino acids)
Biological process (GO): regulation of mitotic cell cycle; protein phosphorylation
Cellular component (GO): nucleus
Molecular function (GO): ATP binding; cyclin-dependent protein serine/threonine kinase activity
Source: RefSeq, a predicted model, not a curated record